Molecule: messenger RNA, 3038 nt
Organism: Pezoporus occidentalis (night parrot)
Lineage: Eukaryota; Metazoa; Chordata; Aves; Psittaciformes; Psittacidae
Gene: VAX1
Product: ventral anterior homeobox 1
Exons: 3
Coding region: 1319-2278 (319 amino acids)
Biological process (GO): brain development; regulation of transcription by RNA polymerase II; central nervous system development
Cellular component (GO): nucleus
Molecular function (GO): RNA polymerase II cis-regulatory region sequence-specific DNA binding; DNA-binding transcription factor activity, RNA polymerase II-specific
Source: RefSeq, a predicted model, not a curated record
GAUAACGCAGUUGAGAUUUUUCACGGGCUAUCUCUCUCUCUCCCUCCCUCCUUCCCUUUCCUUCCCUCCCUCUUUCCCUCUUUCUCCCCCUCUCCCUUUCUCCCCCCUCCUGGAUCCACUGAGCACAAAGCUGGCUCUUUUUUUUUCUUCCUUUUUUUUUUUUUUUUUUUUUUUUUCCCCAAUGAGCAGGCUCUGCGAAUAGGUUCAGUGUUUGCGAAGGUGCAGAAUUAGCACACACACAUGCACGCACACAUACACACACACACACACAGAGGGAGAAGCACAAAAAGCAAGUAUCGGGACUGAAGUAAGGAGAGGUAGGAGUUUAAGAUGGCUGUCUGUGGGGAGAUGUGUUAACGAGGAUUUCUGCUGGCCAAGAUAACCUGCUUCAUUGGAGAGAUCUGCUGGAAGGACCAACUUUUGAUGCGUGUGCGUGCUGGGGAUCUGUUUGUUUGUUUAGAAUUCAGGGGGCUCUUUUCUUUUUUCUGUUUUUUUUUGGCUGUGGUUUUGUUGGUGGGUUUUUGCUUUUUCCACCCCCCUGCAACUGCAUUUUUCCAGCCCUUCCCAGCAGCUUUAUUCAGAUUUAUUUGGCGUGCUUUGGAGAAAGCCACUCUAUAAUCGGGAGGUCAAAGGCAUACUGAAGAAAGUUAAUAAUGGCUGCUAAUGGUGCUAACAAUUCAGGGUGAAUCUUGUCAAAAGUUUUUUUUUUUUCCCUCCCCCCCCCCCCCUUUUUUUUUUUUCUCCCUUUUUUUUUUUUUUCUCCCUUUUUUUUUUUUUUUUUUCUGGAAGUCUCAGUCUUUUGAUUGUGUGUUUCCUGAAAGCAAGACCAAUCAUUUCAGUUUAUUCACUGGCUAAACUCUACUUGAUUGGGGACAAGCACACAAACCAUCCAUUACGAUCUGAUAUAUUAUCCAAACAAUUUAGUGUAUUCAUGAGGUAACCUAAAUGUGGAGGCUGCAAAAUUACCCGUAAUCAAUUGAAACAGCGAGUGCGCGUCCCUCUGUGUGUCUAACAACUACAUGUCUCUGUAAUAAGGCAGACAUUAAAUCAUUUUAGAGUUGUACUGUUGAGUACCUGAUCACUGGGCGCUCUGGGAAGCUGGACAGUCACAUUAGGACGCUGGGACUGAGGAAGCCGCUGCUUUUCCAGUGGGAUAAAACCCGAUCUUCCUUAUUCAAGGUGCUUUUACAGAUCCCCACCGAUCUGACCCUAAGCCGUGCAAUAUCCAACAUAGACUUCGCCUUCUUCUUCUUCUUCUACUCUUCUAUUUUUUUGUUGUUGGUGGUAUUUUUUUUCUGUUUUGUUUUUAUUGCACUACAUGUUUGGGAAACAAGACAAAAUGGACGUUAGAUGCAGUUCAGAGACUGAAGCUAACCGGGUCUCGAAGAACGGACAUAAAGAGGGCAAGGAAAGCAAAGGGGCUGAAGGAAAUAUUUCUACUUCUUUUUUGAAGGAUCAGCAAGGGACUUUUUCUGCCUCUGCAGCUACGGAAGGUUGUAAUAAAAGUAAAUCUAGUUCGGCUGACCCGGACUAUUGCAGGAGGAUCCUAGUUAGAGAUGCCAAAGGUUCAAUCAGAGAGAUUAUUCUGCCCAAAGGGCUUGAUCUGGACCGUCCCAAGCGGACCCGCACCUCCUUCACGGCCGAGCAGCUCUACCGCCUGGAGAUGGAGUUCCAGCGCUGCCAGUACGUCGUGGGGCGGGAGCGCACCGAGCUCGCCCGCCAGCUCAAUCUCUCCGAGACUCAGGUCAAGGUCUGGUUCCAGAACCGGCGCACCAAGCAGAAAAAGGACCAGGGCAAGGACUCCGAGCUGCGGUCGGUGGUGUCCGAGACAGCCGCUACCUGCAGCGUCCUGCGGCUGCUUGAGCAAGGCCGGCUGCUCUCCCCGCCGGGGCUGCCGGGCCUCCUGCCUCCCUGCGCUACCGGAGCGCUGGGCUCGGCGCUACGCGGGCCCGGCCUGGCUGCGGGCAGCGGCAGCGCGGCGGCGGGUCCCGGCGGCGGCGGUUCCCCGCAUCCACCGGCCGCCAGCACCGCUGCCGGGCCCCCUCCGCCGGCAGCGCUGCACGGGGCGGCCGCCGCCGGGCACGGGCUCUUCGGGCUGCCGGUGCCCGCGCUGCUGGGCUCGGUGGCCGGGCGGCUCUCCUCCGCGCCCUUGGCCGUGGCCGGCUCGCUGGCGGGCAACUUGCAGGAACUGUCGGCCCGCUACCUGAGCUCGUCGGCCUUCGAGCCCUACUCCCGGACCAACAAUAAAGAAAGCGCUGAGAAAAAAGCACUGGACUGACUCUAAGUAACUUCCCCGUAUUUAUAUUUAUAAUCUCUAUUUGUGGCGAUAUUUAUGGGGCGGGCGGCGCGGCGGGCCCCUCCAUCCAUCCCUUCUUCCCUCCCUCGCCGCCUCCAAGCCCCGCGGCGCGGUUCCCUCCGCGGGCCGGUGCGGAGAGGAGCAGGGUCCCGGUGCCCGCGGGGAGAGGCGAGGCAGCGACCGGGAGCUGCGGGAACGGGGCAGCCCCCGCCGCUCCCCUGCCCAGCCGGCCCGGCGUCCGUGUGUCCUUUCGGGGAGGGAGGGGGGUGUCUGUUCGUUUGCUUUGCCACCGGUAGGAAAGGGAAGAGGAGGGAGAGCGGACGGGGUGCGGUUUGGCUCUUUCGGGCCCGCUGUAUCCAGUGCCAAGCGAGAGAAAGGGAUUUCGGAGAGAGGAAGACGGAGCUGCCAGGUGAUGCCCGGGUUUGGUUUUUUUCCCCCCUCAGUGACUCCGAAGCACAAGGGGUUGGGGGCUUCACCCGUGCCCCCCGUUCCGGCACAUCCACUGCACUGCAGUCCCCGGGAAAGCUCCGUGCCGCUCGCCCGGAACACCGGCCGGGUAAAUGGCCAGCAGCUUCCCUUUUCCACCUUGAAUCCCGAACGUGGGAAGGGCCGGAGCGGGCUGCCUUGCAAAUACACGCACGGAGCGGGGAGACAGAAAACAGUGGCUGCAGAGAUUUUGGAUCAAACUGUCUCCCCCUUCGAGAUAACACAAAGCCCCCUUUUUCCCCUUUAUUUUCCUUUA